Molecule: messenger RNA, 1221 nt
Organism: Peronospora matthiolae
Lineage: Eukaryota; Oomycota; Peronosporomycetes; Peronosporales; Peronosporaceae
Source: the annotation of a GenBank genome assembly
AUGGAGGGAAAAGCAUCACCAAGUACCACGUCUGACGAGAGUUCAGCUCAGAUGGAGCUAAAUGAAGAGGUCCCGGCUCAAAUAGAUCCAAAAGUGGAGGCCCCGUCUCAAGCAAAGCACCAGGGGAAGACUCCGCUUCACUUUGACGACGAGGCUGGUCUUUUCAAGACCGUAUGUCGUACGCUCAUGCGUAAGAAGAAGUGCACGCGUGUGGGCUGUACCUAUGUCCAUGACAAAAUGCUGUGUCAGUUCUUCUGGAAAAGGGGCGAGUGCAAGUUCGGGAGUAAGUGCCGCAAAAACUACUGUGUGACACAGUUCGACCCAAGUGCUGGAGGGAAGGGAGAAAGCGCUGGGUCAAUCGCCUCGAGUGGAGCAGAACAAGGCAAGAAGAAUCUGAAGAAGAAGAAGAAGAAUCGUAACGACAAGCAGUCCAAGGGCGAUCAGGUAAACGAUCACGAGUCGACCAUCAGCACGCCGAAAGAAGAGGAUGCUAGCAAUUCUGACAAGCAGGACAAGGAAAACGACACGAAGUCCAAGAAAAAGAAGAAACGCGACAAGCGUCAGCCUAGCAAGAAAAACACCGAGAGCUUUGAACCGAUGACCAAGCCUGUCGAUCUCCGCAUUACCUUUGAUCUUGGUUCAAAGGAUACUCAGUUCUCCACGCCUCUGACGUCGCGUGACGUCGUGCUCGUGCCCAACCUCUUCAGCGACUACAGAAAAGGUGAGCUGUACACCAAGCUCCUGCACGAGUUGGACCAUUGUGGCAUUCCGCGAGAGCAGCUGCUAAAGAUGUGGCAUGGCAACGACAAGAUUGACGGCACGCACCUCAUUGUAGACGACCGGUCGAGCUGGAAAGCCAAGUGUCCGACGUUCGACCUCGUCACGGAUAGACUGAAAAAGUUCUUCAAUCUCGACAUCAAAGCCACUCGCUUCAACUGGUACAAGGAUACUUCGCAGUGGAAGCCAUUCCACUUUGAUGCUGCGGCUGUGAAGCCCCACCUCGCCGGCGUUCAAAACUUUACAGUUGGCAUCUCAUUUGGAGCGACCCGUGACGCUGCUUUCGAGCAUGCGAAGACUAAGACUGUCGUGAGUGUCCCGCAGCCGGAUGGAUGCGUCUACGCCUUUUCGAAAGACACAAACGUAAUUUGGCGCCAUGGCAUUCUCCAAGAUGUGCCGGUACGAGAGGAAGGUCGUAUCUCGGUCAUUGCGUGGGAUGGGUGA